This is a messenger RNA of Arabidopsis lyrata subsp. lyrata, 1886 nucleotides long. RefSeq names its product protein HESO1. Lineage: Eukaryota; Viridiplantae; Streptophyta; Magnoliopsida; Brassicales; Brassicaceae. Gene Ontology annotation, biological process: RNA 3'-end processing. Gene Ontology annotation, molecular function: nucleotidyltransferase activity. The record is from RefSeq and is a predicted model, not a curated record.
UCGUCGCGUUUUGCUCUGUACGAAUCAAAAACCUAAAUUUUCAAAAGCCAAUUUUUUGCUUUAGAUCUUAGUUUGAUAAAAAAAUUAGGUUCUAUCACGAAUUUGGCAAGUUCUAUUUGACUCCGAUCCAAUCGUUUCACAGUUGUUCAUCCUCAUUGAAUCUUAUAAUCGUUUUAUGUUAUUGCAUGUUUUAUAGCACUGCUUCUCGAAACAAGAGUAGACACGUAAUAAUGGACUCGAGAAAAAAGGUGGCUGAGGAAAAGAAUGUUUCGAGUAAAGGUUAAUACUAUUACUACUCUUUGCUGAAAUUUCCUGGAUAUUGUUUGUGUUCACUAUAAAUUUUUCAAUCUUUUUUGUUUGUGUGGCCUUUGUUUAACGAUGUCAGGGAUUCAAAAGAAAGUGAAGAACACUAUGUCCAUAGCAUCUAAAAGAUAUAACAUUGAUAGUUAUGUCUUACUAGACCUUGAUAAUGUAUUAGAUGAUGUCUACUGCUCUUUUCGACCGGUUUCUGCUGAUUACGAUACUAGGAAGGAAUUGGUGAAAAACCUCAAUGCUAUGGCUAUAGAUAUUUUUGAAGAGAGCAGACCGGUCCUUGAGGCAUAUGGGUCUUUCGUGAUGGAUACGUUUUCCCCGCAAAGGGAUUUGGAUGUAUCUAUUAACUUUGGUAGUGGAACAUCUGAACUUUCUCGUGUAAAGAAGCUCGAAAUUCUUGAAAGAUUUGCAACGAAGCUCCGCUCUUUGGAGGGGCAAGUGUUUGUUAGGAAUGUUGUACCUAUCUUCAAUGCUAGGGUGCCAAUUGUCAAAUUCUGUGAUCAAAGGACUGGUAUUGAAUGUGAUUUGGCUGUCGAAAGCAAAGACGGCAUUUUAGUUUCCAAGAUCAUUCGUAUUAUAUCUCAAAUUGAUGAUAGGUUUCAGAAACUUUGCUUGUUGCACUGUCAAUUGUUUAGUACUAAUGUGACUAUUGUCAUAUGUCAGAUUAAGCAUUGGGCCAAAGCACAUGGGGUUAAUAGUGCGUCACAACAUACCCUGAAUUCGAUUAUAACACUGCUCGUCGCUCAUCAUUUACAGACUCAAAGUCCUCCAAUUUUACCUCCAUUCUCUACACUAUUUAAAGAUGGAAUCGACCCUCCUAACGUUGAGAAAAGAACGCAAAAUUUCUUAAAUUGGGGACAGUGUAAUCAAGAAUCUCUUGGUAAACUGUUUGCAACUUUUUUUAUUAAGUUGCAAUCUGUAGAAUUCCUUUGGAGGCAAGGGCUUUGCGCCAGUGUGUUGAAUGGUCUUUGGAUAUCCAAAAAGAAGAAAUGGGAUGUUAUUAGUGUUGAGGAUUUUACAGACGUGUCUAAAAUUUUUGCAAGGGUGGUUAGUGACAAAGGAGCCGAAAAGAUAUACAGCUCCAUAAACAAAACCGUAGAUGACAUCUUUGAAUUCCUCAAUGGCAAGUUCGCUGGAGAACAUCUCACACAAAAGUUGUUUAGCCAACAAGCUGUUGUGGAGCCUUCUCCUCCUGUGUCGCCACAACAACCUCAUAACAAAAGAGUCUGCUUGGAAAACGGAUACAAAGCUGUAAGAGGAACCGGUAACGGGAGAGAGGAGAUAUACGAAAAUCCUAGAGGAAAACGAAAGACGUAUGCUGGAAGAAACGGGAGCUGUAGGUUUAGUGGUGGUGAAGAACCAAUGCCUGUGGGUUUGUGGCAUGACUACAGUCGAAGUCUUGAUAUGCCAACACCACCACCACAUUAUGAUAGACUUCUUUAUAAGAAGUUUGGUCUUUACUAAUAGGGUUAUAUAAUAGCUCAGUUUAUGUAACUUUUGUCUUAAGAUAACUUAAAUUUUAUUAUUUUAUCUGAUCAUAGACGUUAUAUGAUAAUGAUUCGAUUAAUACAAAA